This is a messenger RNA of Candidozyma pseudohaemuli, 900 nucleotides long. RefSeq lists its product as uncharacterized. The coding region runs from base 1 to 900 and encodes 299 amino acids. The transcript has a single exon. Lineage: Eukaryota; Fungi; Ascomycota; Pichiomycetes; Serinales; Metschnikowiaceae. The record is from RefSeq and is a predicted model, not a curated record.
AUGUCCCAUCCUGCUGCGAGCAUCAAGUCCAUCUUCAGCGGGAAGGUCAACUUGACCGAUUCCGGCUUUGAGGAUGUGAGUGAUAACAAUGCUUCAUUUAGAGACGGUCAACAAAAUGACGGCCAAGAUUCCACCGCAGACUUCUCCAAGCCCAAGAGCUAUUUUUCUGAUGAUGAGCUCAAUUCAGAAUCCUCGUAUCACGACACACCCAACCAGCUCAGAAAUCCGACUCCUAUGAUCAGCACUAGUGCUCCUAGCGAUGGUGAUAACUAUAGCGUCAGUUCUAGGAACUUAAGACUCAUGAUGAUGCAGAAGGGAGAGGUGUACGACCCACAGAAUCUGUCGACCAACAUCUCCUUGGCUUCAAGCGGUAGCGACUACCAAGCUCCUAUCCCGAACGAUCCUGCCACCUACAAUAGCGAUGCCAGUCAGAACGGAUUGCUUCUUAGCGAGAGUCUUUCCAGGCCUCUUUCCCGUAACUCCACCACCUCGUGCCUUUCCACAACAGCAACCAAAGAUGGCGUCGAAGGGAAGAAGCUACAUCGCCAUGGCCCCACACCUUACUUCUCAAGCGUGAUUGCCAACAUGCUUCUGCAACAGCAACAACAGCAACAGGCCCAACAACAGCAGGCUCAUCAGCAGGACCGACAACAAGAAAACCAGCAGAGCUUUGCCCAACCCCAGCCGCCUCUCAGUAACCCUACCAACCCAACCACACUCAAGCAGACAACGCCAACCACUUUUGAAGCACUGCUUGGCGAUGAAGAUUUGAGUGUAGCUUCCCAGACAAAUGGAGAGUCAGGCAACAAGCAGCUUAACGAGUACGACUCGUUGGGCCUCCCUCCAGUGACAUUGAAGGAAAAAAUUAUGUUGCUCAAUCCCGACCAGCCAAGGUCAUGA